UGCUCCGCACGUGUGCCAUAUAAAUGUCACUGCGACUUCUCUUCUACUGUCCGACUUCCUUUCAGUUCCGUUUGUACAAGCCGCGUUCAGUUGCGCGAAGCAGCUUCAACUACAAUCUCUGUACUCGUCGGGUACCGACCUUAGCCAUGUCCAAUCGUCCCAAUUACCAAGGUGGCCGUCGCGGCGGCGCUGGCCGCAGCCGCAGCGGUGGUGGUGGAGGAGGGCGAGGUGGCGGUGGUGGAGGCGGCCGUGGCGGAGGGCGAGGUGGGGAGCAGCGCUGGUGGGACCCCGCCUGGCGAGCUGAGCGUCUUCGUCAGAAAGCUGCCGAGAUGGAGGUAAUGAACGAGAAUGAGUGGUGGGGGAAAAUUGAGCAGUUCAAGAGAGGAGGAGAGCAGGAGAUGAUAAUUAAGAGAAACUUUAGCAGGGAUGAUCAGGGAAAGUUGUCUGAUAUGGCAUAUCAGUUGGGGCUUCACUUUCAUGCGUAUAACAAGGGUAAGGCACUUGUUGUGAGCAAAGUUCCAUUACCUAAUUACCGGGCAGAUCUUGAUGAGCGCCAUGGAUCAUCACAGGAGAUACGAAUGUCUACGGAGAUUGAGAGAAAAGUUGGAAAUCUAUUGAGCAGUUCACAAGCAUCUGUGUCUGAUGGAAAUUCCUCUUCUACACACUCAUAUACUGCCAAUGUAUCAUCUAAUGCUGUACAUGCUGCAACAGCUGCUGCUGCAUUGGAGAGUGAUGCUGCCAAGGAGAGACUUAACACUGAACUUAAACAGAAACAAGAAAAGCUGAGGGCAACUGAUAAUGUUAAGGCAAUGAUGUCAUUCAGAGAAAAACUUCCAGCAUUUAAAGUAAAAUCUGAGUUUUUGAAAGCAGUUGCUUCAAAUCAGGUACUGGUAGUAUCAGGAGAGACUGGCUGUGGGAAAACCACUCAGCUUCCUCAAUUCAUUUUGGAGGAAGAGAUAGCAUCUAAACGUGGAGCCAAUUGCAACAUAAUUUGUACGCAACCUCGUCGUAUAUCUGCCAUAUCUGUUGCAGCUCGAAUCUCCUCUGAAAGGGGUGAAAAUCUAGGAGAAACUGUUGGUUACCAGAUCCGGCUGGAGUCAAAGCGGUCUGCUGAAACAAGGUUAUUGUUUUGUACGACAGGGGUGCUGCUGCGUCAACUGGUCCGGGACCCAUAUAUAACUGGAAUUACCCAUUUGUUGGUUGAUGAAAUUCAUGAACGAGGCAUGGAUGAAGAUUUUCUUCUAAUAAUUCUACGUGACCUUCUUCCCCGGCGUCCUGAUCUGCGUCUCAUUCUGAUGAGUGCUACCAUUAAUGCUGAGCUGUUUUCCAAGUACUUUGGAAAUGCACCCACAAUUCAUAUCCCGGGACUAACCUAUCCUGUAUCAGAAUUAUUUCUAGAAGAUGUAUUAGAAAAAACCCGUUACAGAAUAAAGCCAGAGUUCGACAAUGUUCAGGGAAACUCAAGGAGAAGGCACCGUCAACAAGAAUCUAAGAAAGAUCCUUUGACUGAGUUAUUUGAGGAUGUGGACAUUGAUUCCCAUUACAAGGGCUACAGCAUGACAACAAGACAAUCUCUUGAAACUUGGUCAGGUUCACAGCUUGAUUUGGGCCUUGUGGAAGCGACUAUUCAGCAUAUCUGUUGUCAUGAAGGUGAUGGUGCAAUUCUUGUUUUUCUUACUGGUUGGGAUGAUAUUUCCAAGCUGCUUGAUAAAAUUAAAGUCAAUAAUUUCCUUGGAGAUCCAAGAAAGUUUUUAGUUCUCCCUCUACAUGGCUCAAUGCCUACAGUUAACCAGCGAGAAAUAUUUGAUCGCCCACCCCCUAAUGUUAGGAAAAUUGUUCUUGCGACAAAUAUUGCAGAAAGCAGUAUAACUAUUGAUGAUGUAGUGUAUGUCAUUGACUGUGGAAAGGCUAAAGAGACUAGUUAUGAUGCACUUAACAAACUGGCUUGUUUAUUACCAUCAUGGAUUUCGAAGGCCUCAGCACAUCAGAGGCGUGGUCGUGCUGGUCGUGUGCAACCUGGCGUUUGUUAUAGAUUGUACCCAAAACUACUACAUGAUGCUAUGCUUGAAUAUCAACUUCCUGAGAUUCUUCGUACACCUUUACAAGAGCUUUGCCUCCAUAUUAAGAGCUUACAGUUGGGAGCUAUCAGUUCAUUUCUGAACAAGGCACUUCAACCUCCAGAUCCUCUCUCUGUUCAAAAUGCUAUUGAACUUCUCCGAACAAUUGGAGCUCUAGAUGAUGCAGAGGAGCUUACUCCACUUGGGCGCCACUUAUGCACUUUGCCUUUGGACCCAAAUAUUGGAAAAAUGCUUCUGAUGGGUUCCUUCUUCCGAUGCCUAAACCCUGCACUGACAAUUGCUGCUGCUCUUGCAUAUCGAGACCCAUUUGUCCUUCCUAUAAACAGGAAAGAGGAAGCAGAUGCUGCGAAAAGAUCCUUUGCUGGUGAUUCUUGCAGUGACCAUAUUGCACUUCUCAAAGCUUAUGAAGGAUGGAAAGACGCCAAGCGUCAGGGUCAGGAAAGAGCCUUCUGUUGGGAAAACUUCUUGUCACCAAUAACCAUGCAAAUGAUGGCAGAUAUGAGAAUGCAAUUUCUUGAUCUUCUUUCUGAUAUUGGUUUUAUUGAUAAAUCCAAAGGUCCGCAGGCUUACAAUGAAUACAGUAAUGAUUUGGAGAUGGUAUGUGCAAUCCUCUGUGCUGGGCUCUACCCUAAUGUUGUUCAGUGCAAAAGAAGAGGAAAACGCACAGCAUUUUACUCCAAGGAUGUUGGAAAAGUUGAUAUUCAUCCAGCAUCUGUCAAUGCCAGUGUUCAUCUCUUCCCUCUCCCUUUCUUGGUCUACAGCGAAAAGGUCAAAACAAGCAGCAUCUUCAUAAGAGACUCAACAAACAUAUCAGACUACACGCUUCUUAUGUUUGGUGGUAAUCUGAUUCCUAGUAAAAGUGGAGAUGGUAUUGAAAUGCUCGGGGGGUACCUUCACUUCUCUGCGUCAAAGAGCGUGCUGGAAUUAAUAAAGAAACUGAGGGGAGAGCUUGAUAAACUUCUGAAGAGAAAAAUCGAAGAGCCUGGCCUUGAUAUUUCAACCGAGGGAAAGGGUGUCGUUGCUGCUGUUGUUGAGCUGUUACACAGUCAGAAUGUUCGGUACUGAUGCACAAAAAAUAUAUAUAAAUUUGAUUAUAUUAGUCCCCAUGCUUCAUUAUGCAAACUAGUUAGUAGUUACCAAUCCUUUUUGUAAACUAUAUAUAAGUAUAAACACUAAAAUCCAUUUUAAUCGCUGCAUGCUUCAUAAAGUAUUGCUCAUUUGCUCCAUA
This is a messenger RNA of Ipomoea triloba (trilobed morning glory), 3306 nucleotides long. RefSeq names its product DExH-box ATP-dependent RNA helicase DExH1. Gene Ontology annotation, molecular function: RNA binding; ATP binding. The record is from RefSeq and is a predicted model, not a curated record. Bases 24 to 3143 code for a protein of 1039 amino acids. Gene Ontology annotation, cellular component: nucleus; intracellular anatomical structure. The transcript has 16 exons. Lineage: Eukaryota; Viridiplantae; Streptophyta; Magnoliopsida; Solanales; Convolvulaceae.